This is a messenger RNA of Dendronephthya gigantea, 3028 nucleotides long. Its product is annotated as signal peptide, CUB and EGF-like domain-containing protein 2. Bases 17 to 2995 code for a protein of 992 amino acids. Lineage: Eukaryota; Metazoa; Cnidaria; Anthozoa; Malacalcyonacea; Nephtheidae. The transcript has 21 exons. The record is from RefSeq and is a predicted model, not a curated record. Gene Ontology annotation, molecular function: protein binding; calcium ion binding.
GGUAAACAUAGAAACAAUGGCGUCAACUAUAUUCAAAGUUUUUCUCUUCGCGUUUCUUACAGAUUGGAUAAUCAGCGCUCAUGCAGAGGAAUACGUAGUUCACAUAUAUACUGCAGAUGUACAGUUUGCAGGAACAAAUGCGCCUGUGUACGUCAAGUUCUAUGGUGAAAAUGGCUUAAUGCCUGAGACUGAGAUUGACACGCCUGGUAAUUCAUUCGAGAGGAACGCGCACGACAUCGCCAAAUUACGCCAUUCUUAUCUUGGGGCAAUAUCGAAAAUUGAAGUCAAAAGAGGAUCUGCCGACAUUUUCGAUGAUUGGGAUCUUGAUAGGAUUGAAAUUGAGGAUCCACGAAAUCAUAAAAAAUAUACAUUCGAGUGCAAAUGUGAAAUUGGUAAAAAAAAUAAAUGGUACAGUAUAAAAGUUAAGAAACCAUAUGGUUGUAAAACCGGGUAUAGCGUUGUCGGCGACAAAUGCGAAGAUGUAGAUGAAUGCCAGAAAAGUGGUGCAUGCAGUGAUCGCAAGGCAUUGUGUACUAAUACCAUAGGAAGCUUUCACUGCCGUAGUUGUAAAGAUGGUUAUACUUUUAAAGAUGGCAGUUGUAAAGAUGUCAACGAGUGCUUCAGUGGUGAAAGCAAAUGUAAACAAAAGUGUAUAAAUACAGAGGGAAGUUAUGAGUGCAGGUGUAGGCAGGGUCACACCUUGAAAGACAAGUACUAUUGCCCAGAUAUUGAUGAAUGCAAAACCGGAUCACACAAUUGUAGACACCCAGCAAAAUGUGUUAAUGAUUUUGGAAGUUAUACAUGUGAAUGUCCGAGUGGAUACGAGAGAGAUCCUACGGAUAAAUAUAGCUGUAGAAACAAGGACGAGUGUUCAAGUGUCCAUGCAUGUGACUAUAAAACAAGUAUAAAAUGUACAGAUCUCACACCGGGAUAUAGAUGUGAAUGCAAACCAGGUUUCUAUAAUGAGAAGGACAAUGUUUGUAAAGAUAUUAAUGAAUGUCAAGGGGGCCACUCAUGUGAUAUUGGAAAGUCUGAAUGUGUGAAUUUGGAAGGAACUUAUCGCUGCAAGUGUUUACCAGGAUAUAUAUCAUCAGUCGACGGAAAGAGUUGUGUUCCACGAAAAUGUGGCCCGGUUGCGAUACCCAAUGGCGCCGCUGUCCGUGAAUCCAGAUGCACGCAGCAAAAUGCAAACGAUUUUAUGCAGAAGUGUUCGUUUUAUUGUUUGGCCGGUUAUCAAAUAACUGAUCCACUUCAUACCCAGCUUACAUGUGAUUCGAAUGGUUUAUGGAAAGGAACUCCGCCUACGUGCAAACCCGUUACAUGUCAGCCACUUCAGGUUCCAGCCAAUGGCAGGAUCAGACCGAUUUCGUGUUCAUCUGGUGCUACAUACAACCAAACCUGCACCUUUAUCUGUAAUGAUGGUUAUAACAUACGUGGUGAAAAACACAUCAGGUGUUUGGCGGACAGAACAUGGAGUAAUUCUGCACCCUCGUGUGACAAAGUUGUUGGUGAUUUAUGGAUAACUUGCCCUGCCAGCAUAUAUGUUGAUUUAAAAUCAGGUGAAAGUUCUGCUGAUAUAAGCAGUCUCUGGAAAAGUCCUCAAACUUCGAAUGGGGCUAAAUAUCUUACAUCAUCACACAAAAAAACCGAUCGUUUUCCUGCCGGAACCAGUUUUGUAACAUGGUCGGUCUCAAACGACAACGUCCACUUUAAAACAUGCACAGUCGCAGUAAAUGUAGAAGAUAAGGAAUUGCCUGCCGCUGUAAAUUGUCCAAAACAUGAUAUAUUCAUCACAACAAAAAGUGACAAAGAAAUAGUAAAACUGCCCAAUGUCCAGUUCACUGAUAACGUUGCUGUCAAGAGCAUCGACUAUUCACAUCCCAAUCCUGUUGAAAUCAAGACAGGUCUCCAUAAAACUAUUGUUGUAACUGCCAGAGACGAUGCAGGGAACAUGGCGUAUUGCAGAUUUGGCGUGCAUGUAGAUGCUCCUGUUUGUGGAAAGAUUGACGCUCCAGUAAACGGUUCCAGAGCUUGUCAAGAAUUCCCAUACAUCUAUUGUGCGAUACAGUGCGUUGGUACGAAAGUUAUCUUUAAUGCUACUGGUAAAUUCGGUUAUCGCAUGUGGACAUGUGAAAAUUAUGAAUGGGUGCCAACGAAAACGGUUCCUGAUUGUGUCGAUUAUGUUCACUCAAAUGGAUCACCGUGUCCCAGUGGAAAAGUUAUGAUUACAACCACUUCACCACAAAAUCCAGCAAUGCCCGUGACAGUUUGCGGCGAUUGUCCGACCGGAACAUACUACGAAAACAAGGAGUGUAAACUCUGUCCUGCAGGGACCUAUCAGCAUAUCACUGGACAAUCUGGGCCAGCGUCUUGCACAAGAUGUCCCUACGGUACUUCAUCUAAACCAGGCUCUAAACGAUUUGAGGGAUGUAAAGCCAUAUGUGCUCCAGGUUAUUUCUCGGCAGAUGGAUUUCUUCCUUGUGAGUUAUGUAAACUUGGCGAAUAUCAAUCUAAUUCUGGAUCUAUAUCCUGCAAGCGCUGUCCAAGGGAUCGCAGCUGCACUCGAAAUCAGGGGGCUGCGUCUUUACAGAAAUGUGGUCCCUGUCCAUCAAUCAGUCGUAUUGAGCCAAGUGGAAAUGUAAAACGUAUUCGUGGUUCGUUGCUCGAGAUUUUCUGCUAUGUGGAUCAAACCACGUCUGGGGUUUACAAUGUGAGAUGGGCAUUCAACCUGGAUAGACCUGGUCAAACCAUAGGUAGCAAAGUUUACCAGAAGAAACUCAGAGAUGCUAACGGGAAACAGAUAGGUCUUAGAUUGUCUGUGCGUGAUCUGCAAGCCUCAGCUAGUUUUGAAUGUGUUCUGGAGAAUACGUAUUCAAUAGUGAAGAAAGCAGUUCAUGUAACAGUGAUUGACGCCAAUGGCAAUGGAGCAGCUGGAUCAGGUGGAGGCAUACUUAAUGACGAGAUGCUCUAUGAAAAGGAGUUGAUAGAAAUUUGAGAUAUGUUUCUUAACUCGUGAAUCUUCUCUCAC